This is a messenger RNA of Ananas comosus (pineapple), 1542 nucleotides long. RefSeq names its product pentatricopeptide repeat-containing protein At2g36730-like. Lineage: Eukaryota; Viridiplantae; Streptophyta; Magnoliopsida; Poales; Bromeliaceae. The transcript has 3 exons. Gene Ontology annotation, biological process: RNA modification. Bases 1 to 1542 code for a protein of 513 amino acids. Gene Ontology annotation, molecular function: protein binding; RNA binding. The record is from RefSeq and is a predicted model, not a curated record.
AUGAGCUUUGAUCAUCUUCCACUAUUUUCGCGGCCCUCGACGCUGGUAACGAAGGUACUGUCGCCUUCUAUUCCUCCUUCAUCAGCGUCGGAGGCGGAGAAUUCAGAGCGUGGCGUGGAUGAGGGAGGAGCGGACGAAAACGAUCAGGUUGUGGUCGAGACGGUGGAGAAUUCAGAGCGUGGCGCGGAUGAGGGAGGAGCGGACGAAAACGAUGAGCAAUCCAUCUCCAUCGACACAUCCUCCACCUCCCUCCUCGCAACCUUCAUCACCUCCGGCCUCUUCCGCGGCGCUCUCCCCGCCACCCGUUUGCUCAAAUGCGCCACCGACGCUUCGAACCUCCCCCUCGCCCAACUCAUCUUCGCCCAGAUCCAAUCCCCCGACGCGUUCUCCUACAACGCCCUCAUAAAGGCGCUCGCCUUGAGCCCCCACCCACUCAUUUCGCUCUGCUUCUACCGCGGCAUGCUUCGUCGGGGCCUCUCCCCCAACGAGUACACGUUCUGCUUCCUGCUCGACUGCUGCGCCCGCGGCCUCGCCCUGCUGGAGGGGCGCCAGGUCCACGCCCACGUCGGCAAGCGCGGGCUCGCCGCCGCGCUCUUCGCCGGCACGUCGCUCGUCCACAUGUACGGCGACUGCGGCGCUCCCGCGGAUGCGCGCCGGGCGUUCGACGAAAUGCUGCAGAGGAGCGGCGUCUCGUGGGCCGCCGUGGUCGAUGCGUGCGUCGGAUGCGGCGAGCCCGCCGGCGCGCUGCGGCUGUUUCGGGAAAUGAGGGGCGCGGGCGUCGAGCCGAAUAACGCGGCGCUCGUUGGCGCUCUCUGUGCUUGUGCCGAGAUAGGGAACUUGGCCGCGGGCCGCGCUGUGCAUGCCCACGUUGUCGUGAGGGGGCUGGAGCUCAACGUGACCCUCGGGACGAGCCUUGUCGAUAUGUACUCGAAGAGCGGAGCGAUCGAUUCGGCUACGGCGGUGUUCUUACUAAUGCCGGUAACAAGCGUGGCUUCGUGGAAUUGCCUAAUCCACGGAACGGCAAUAAACGGCCGAGGCGAUAAAGCGGUGAGCUUGUUCGAAAAGAUGAAGCACAAAACCGAUGUGCGGCCGAACAAAGUCACUUUUCUCAGCGUCCUCCACGCGUGCAGCCAUUCAGGGCUCGUCGAAGAAGGCGUCAAGUUUUUUGCGGAAAUGAGUAGUAGAAUGUACAACAUUGUACCGAGUAUCGAGCAUUACGGGUGCAUGGUCGAUCUCUACGCGAGAUCGGGGAGGCUCGACGACGCCAUGGGGCUCGUAAAAGCAAUGCCUAUGAAACCGGAUAUCGGAAUAUGGGGGUCUUUGAUUGUUUCAUGUCGAAAUCACGGAUACAGGGACGUGGAGACGCCGUUGGCGGCACAAAUUCUCAAGUUGGCGCCCGACGAUACAUGCGGGUACCUGUUUUUAUCCGACGCAUUCGCGAAGGAGAGGAGGUGGGAGGAUGUGAUUGGUGUGAGGAAGAUGAUGAGGGAGAUGGAUGUUAGAAAGGUUGCUGGAUCAAGCUCUAUUGCAAAGUGGUUUUAG